CGAAACCCCCGACCUGAUUCUGAGCCGUGUCACAGCGGCCAUGAUCAGCUUUGCGGCCUUUUGAGAACCAUCUCAUUGCUUUUCAUCCGCUGAAUGAGAUAGAAGAAAGAAAGACGGCGAAAAAGAAAGGGGCAGAGAGAAAGUGAGAGACGGACAACGACAGGCCAGAGACACAAGUGAUAGAAGCUCUCUUGGUGCCGGCCACCUCCCCCGUAUCAGAUUCUGGCACUCAUAUGCUGUCGCAACCCACCUUUGCCCUAUCAGCCUCGAUCGCCCCUUGUGUAAAGCAACAAUGGCCAUCGGCAUGAGUUCGCCCCCCGCGGUCGAGGACGUCAUCAUCACGGCGCCUCGGCCACACAUUCUGCUUGUCACCAUCAACCGCCCCAAGCAGCUCAACUGCAUCCGCCACGACAUGCACUACCAGCUCGACCGCCUGUGGAAGUGGUACGACGCCGAGCCGGCGCUGCGAUGUGCCGUCAUCACCGGCAUGGGACGGGCCUUUUGCGCCGGCGCCGACCUCAAGGAGUGGAACGAGCGUAACGCCAACCCCGACGAGCCGUCCAAGAAGGCUCCCGAGGCCGGCUUUGGCGGGCUCAGCAACCGCCAGGGCAAGAAGCCCAUCAUUGCCGCCGUCAAUGGCCUGUGCCUGGGCGGCGGCAUGGAGAUGAUUCUCAACGUCGACAUGGUCAUCGCGUCCGUCGAUGCACGCUUCGCCUUGCCCGAAGUUGCCCGAGGCGUCGUGCCCAUUCAGGGGGCACUACCGCGUCUGAUCCGCUCCGUCGGCAUGCAGCGCGCUUCCGAGAUGGCUCUGCUGGGCAGGAUCUACAAAGCCGACGAGAUGCUUCGCUGGGGGCUGGUCAAUCAUGUCAUUGCGCGCGGAAGCGACGUCGUUGGCGAGGCCCUUCAAUGGGCCAUUGAGCUGGCCAACAACUCGCCAGACUCCAUCAUCGUGGCCCGUCAAGGCCUGCUCGGUGGCUGGGAACCGGAGAACCCCAAGGAAAGUACCGACCGCAUCUUGACGGAGAUCUACACCAAGAUGGAUGGCGGAGACAACAUGACGGAGGGUGUGCGGGCCUUUGUCGAGAAGAGAAAGCCCAUCUGGAAGGAUAGUAAGCUGUGAGAUAGAAGAGAGGUGCAAACCGACAUCGCCCCUCAACUACACCAAGACGAGAGAGGAAAGUGUUUGGCGGAAUGUCUUGGAUUUUGCGUCUUGGUGAUGCAAUCCAUGAAAGCUGGCAGCAUGUGCUGCGUGCUUUGAAUGUACAUAUGACUCGUAUAGUACCACCGUAGCAGUCAGUAUAAGCAAAAUCUGCUCUGUUCUGCCCUGU
Messenger RNA from Trichoderma virens Gv29-8, 1328 nucleotides. RefSeq lists its product as uncharacterized. NCBI's taxonomy places the organism in Eukaryota, Fungi, Ascomycota, Sordariomycetes, Hypocreales, Hypocreaceae. The transcript has a single exon. The coding region runs from base 293 to 1120 and encodes 275 amino acids. Gene Ontology annotation, cellular component: mitochondrion. Gene Ontology annotation, molecular function: enoyl-CoA hydratase activity. Gene Ontology annotation, biological process: fatty acid beta-oxidation. The record is from RefSeq and is a predicted model, not a curated record.